CAGAAAAUCCCGCAAAUACAGUUCCCUCACGCACACUAUGGAUGGGUGAUAUCGAGCCCUGGUGGAACGAGGAAUUUAUCACCGAUGUGUGGGCCAAAACAAAUAAACGUGUUCUUGUGAAAGUUAUAAAGCCUCGCCAGAAUGCCCUUGUGCACCAAUUGGCACACUCUGGAUAUUGUUUUGUUGAGUUCGAGACUCCCGAAGACGCGAAAGAGGCGUUGAAGCUCAACGGAACCAUUAUUCCAAACACAACAGAUAAACUUUUCCGUCUCAAUUGGGCAUCUGCCGCGACCCUCAACUCUCAGAUAGCCCAGACCCCUGAAUACUCGCUUUUCGUUGGAGACCUCUCACCCGCAACUACUGAAGCGCAUUUGCUCGCACUUUUCCAGACGCACUUUAGCACGGUGAAAACAGUGCGAGUCAUGACUGACCCGACCACCGGCUUGUCACGAUGCUUUGGCUUCGUGCGAUUCUCGAGCGACGAGGACCGGCAAAAAGCUCUUGUCGAGAUGAACGGCAAAUGGUUGGACGGAAGACUAAUCCGCGUCGCUUUGGCCACUCCCAAACACCAAAAUCAACUAUUCCGGAAACACCAAAUCCCAAUUGAGCUAGACCCUUACCACGCUCCAGGAAUGCCCCCUAUUGGCUACUAUGCCCCGCCCCAACCGCCUCCUGCUUAUUCCGAUCCUACAAAUACCACCGUCUUCGUGGGUGGACUGUCAAACAAUAUUACCGAAGCCACUCUUCUUUCGAUUUUCGAGCCUUACGGCCAAAUUGUCCAUGUGAAGGUGCCGCCUGGGAAAGGCUGUGGGUUUGUCAAGUUCACGCAGCGCACAGAAGCCGAACGCGCAAUCGAGCAGCUCCAGGGAUACGUGAUCGACGGCUCGAGGGUCAGACUCAGCUGGGGAAGAUCCAACAGAAACCACAUGAUGGCAGCUCCUGGCAUUGCCCCUGGCAUGCCUCAACACCAGCCACCCGCUCAAGGGCCCCCACAAACACCAGGUAUGAUGAUGCCUGGAAUGGGUCCACCAAUGUUCUACGAUCCCUACGCAGCAGAGUCUCAAUAUGUCGACCAAAAUGGCCAGUACAUGUAUGUGCCGCACUACGCUUCUAUGUUGCCCCCGGAAAAGACCGACGACAUGUAGAAUAAACGAAAAAGACAGUUUGAUGGAUUAUACAUUAGCAUAGUUUGCUAAGAUGCUGUCAAUUUGGGCCUUGUCCAUUUGUGUCCACUCCUCGAUAGAAUACGAAUCGGUGAUUUUCUUAUUCCACUCCAUGCGGUUCUUUAUCACUUCCGGUGACUCACCAGGGUGAAUCUUGGUGCGCAGCGCGGUACGCAGAUAGUCAAGGUUCUCUAUAGCUUUCCGGAUGUCCAGUUGUUCAAACACGGGUUUGAUCUUAUGUUCUUUUAGUCUGUUUGUGAACCGGGGGGAUUUGCCAUUGGAGCUGAUCAUUAUUUGUAACGGACCCUGUCUAUAGGUAGAGCCAAAAUAAAAAUCACAAUUUUUAGGUUUAUCAGCAAGAUUAACGUUCAGGCCCAGCUGCCGGCAGCGAUAGUAAAUUUGUAAGCUCAGCUCGUAGUUGUUGAGACAAGUGAGCACCAUAGCAAACCGACCGCUCGAAAUGCGCUCUAUUUCGUCGCGAUCGUGGUUGAUAUCCAGCUUGCUGAUGUCUCCUGGUUCUUGAUACAUCUCAAGAUCUUCCAUUCUGAAUUCGCGUUCUAUCACUUUGACAAGUCCUAACUCAGAGUACUUGCGGACCGACGGAUGGAUUUCUGGAGCCACCACUGUGAUCUGUGCAUCUGCUUGCAAUAAAUGAUUCACCCUAGAUAAUCCAACAUCCCCAGCACCUACAACGAGCACAUGCUUGUCUGAGGUUAGCAAAUUGGUUUCAGACACUCACUCUUGACCUGCCACGCGAGCAUCAACGAGCCAUGCGGCUCCGGAAUUGCAAUAGAAGACAUGUCAAUCUAAUUCCUUGAUGUACAAUUUUCCACCUCCAGAUUGCUAUUUGCUUACCCGGUCAUCAGUGGAAUGUACUUGCACGUCCGUGAUACCGAUUUCGUUGUCUGGAUUUAAAUCGCUCUCUUUGGCCUCCGGUAAGGUGUCUCCAAGGACUUCCGGGAAUAUUCCAUAGAAAUCAGCCAAGUCGGCACUAGUUUCCUUUGGCUCGACGUCUUUAUAGUUGGUGCUUUGUUUCAGCUGCAAUCGAUACCACUCGAUGAUAAAGAUAGCAACAUCACCUUGAUGUUUAGUCGCCAAGUAGUCCGUAAUAGCAUUGGACACGUUGGGCAACAAGCCGUCCAGCUGGAAAGUCAAAUGUUCUUGUACCGAGUAGAGUCGCUGAAAUAGAAUGAUUUUAUGCUCACCGUCUGCCAGAUACCGAAUAUACUCAUUUUGAGACAGAUCCAAGGCGCGAUCUAUACCCUUUUCUCUGAUGCCUAAGUAGACAGGCAACAAUGGGAAAAUAUUAUUGAAGUCAGGCAUCGAUAUCUCGUAGACUACCUUGAGUCCUCUUUUCGAGCAUUCUAGAGUGAUUUCCUCCUGCAAAUCAGACCAUACCACUACAUGUGGCUUGCUGAACUUGAACCCUGGCCGAUUGGUAUAGUUUAUGUAGUGUAAUCCUUCCUUCUGCUUGCUGGACAAAAGGAGAGCAUUUCUUUCGGAGCGGUUGAUGACAUCUUGCAACUCAUAUCUGUCGAGCCUCAGAGCAAACGAUUUCCUGUUUUUACAAGCACAUAUGAGCAGCCCAGUAGGCUUGUGCAUGUAAAUUCCAAAGAAACUUAACAAAUCUGUGGUAAAUAAUUGGUGUUUAUCCAAGUAUUCUCUUUUAAGAGAUGGCUCUAUAAGAGGCAGCCUUGACGUCGGCAAAAG
Molecule: messenger RNA, 2873 nt
Organism: Ogataea polymorpha
Lineage: Eukaryota; Fungi; Ascomycota; Pichiomycetes; Pichiales; Pichiaceae
Exons: 1
Coding region: 42-1145 (367 amino acids)
Biological process (GO): mRNA splice site recognition
Cellular component (GO): cytosol
Molecular function (GO): mRNA binding
Source: RefSeq, a predicted model, not a curated record